Vicia faba (fava bean) is the source of this 366-nucleotide messenger RNA. The record is from the annotation of a GenBank genome assembly. NCBI's taxonomy places the organism in Eukaryota, Viridiplantae, Streptophyta, Magnoliopsida, Fabales, Fabaceae.
AUGGCUCCAUUAAGAAGGGACAAAGGCAAGGGAAAAGUUAUCAAUAACCCCAUUGUUCCUAAACCUGACAGCUUGAACUUGGGAAGGUUGGUUCCUAAUCCAAAGGAGAAAAUUGACUUCACGCUGACAUUCAGAAAUAAAACUUUGACAACUCCUAAUUUUCAUGGAGAAUCAAGAUUUCAAAUGACACCUAAGGAAUAUGAGGUUAACAUAGAGGCUGCUAACAAGAAUAUGGGAAAUUUCAAAGACAAGGAUGGCAUCUUCAAGCAUAAAGAGGAUGCAUCAUCUACUUUCUCAUUGGUUCCAAUGUCUGAAGAAGAAGAUCCAAUGAAUCUUCAAGAAGCCUUGUUAUCUCUGGAUGUUUAG